AUGGCACCGCGCUUUACAUCAUUUUCAAGGUGCAUUUCUGACACCGCGGCAUGCACGACCUUUGUGCCCUACAAGAGCCCGACAGAUUACAUCCUGCCGGCUGGCAACGGCCCCAAGACCGUGUUUGUCUUCAUUCGCGACGCAGCAAACUCCACCUCUGCCACUCCCGGAACCGCCACGGUAGAGCUGGAUGCCAAGGCUGGCCUGCUGAGUGUGGCCACCCCCUCCAUGAGCAUCGUCAACCAGCCGACAGUGGACCUGGUUGUCACGGCCAAUGCCAAAGAGAUGUGCAUCACGGACAAGCCAAUCACCUCAGGAGCCAAGUGUCCCAAAUGGGAGGCCAAGGCGGACAAGAAGACCCUCAAGCUCACCAGCGAGGGCCAACGCACCAUCACCGCCUACUUCCGCGACUCCAAGGCCGACAAGACGCCUUGGGGCCCUGGCACCACGUCUGUGCUGUAUGACAAGACACCUCCCUCAAUGGCCGCAAAGAGCAUCCAGCUGGCCGGAAAGUAUGCUGGCGGCAACUACACCGUCACCUUCACAGCCGCUGCCACUGACGACAAGCGCUCCGUCAAGGGCUCGGGCGUGAAGGACUAUGUGCUUGUGUUCCUUGCCGCGGGCAAGCCCAAGGCCAAGUGCACCUCCGGCACGGCCCUGCCUCUCUCAAUCUCAAGCGACGGCAAGACUGGCACAGCGUCCCUGGCAAUCCCCUCAGCUGAUGUCUCGAAGCACAAGUUCAGGCUGUGCGCCCGCGACAACGCCGGCAACGUCGCAAGCGGGCUCUCCCUGACCGCCAAGCCCUGA
Monoraphidium neglectum is the source of this 807-nucleotide messenger RNA. RefSeq lists its product as hypothetical. The record is from RefSeq and is a predicted model, not a curated record. Bases 1 to 807 code for a protein of 268 amino acids. NCBI's taxonomy places the organism in Eukaryota, Viridiplantae, Chlorophyta, Chlorophyceae, Sphaeropleales, Selenastraceae. The transcript has 3 exons.